AUGAUAUCACAGUCCCCCGCCAGCCUUACUUUCAUCAGCGCACAUAGCACAAAACAGAAACCGUCGGUCCACGCCGCGGGUGGAGACAAGGCAUCCCAGCCCACCGCAGGGCUGACUGAUGAUGGCAUGGCUGGCGUGGGGGCCGCAGGUGGCAUCAACAUCAACAUCGACAUCAAAAUCAAGCUGAACUCCCCCCUUUCUCAAUCGUCGAAUCCGUCGUCCUAG
Penicillium canariense is the source of this 225-nucleotide messenger RNA. RefSeq lists its product as uncharacterized. The record is from RefSeq and is a predicted model, not a curated record. The transcript has a single exon. The coding region runs from base 1 to 225 and encodes 74 amino acids. Lineage: Eukaryota; Fungi; Ascomycota; Eurotiomycetes; Eurotiales; Aspergillaceae.